GAGAGAGAGAGCAGGAAAGCAUGAUAUAAAGGCAAGACUUUAUUGGAACAGAAUAAUUCUGCAUCAAAUAAGAUGGCAGAGAUCAGCAUGAUCAUUUGUUUCCUGGCUGAACUUUUAAUGGCCUCUGCAUCCAUUGAUUACUCGGUCCAGUGUGAAAGCACUCAGGAUGUCCACACUGUCCGUGUGAUACAGGGAGAGGCUCUGCGUCUGCCCUGCUCCAAUUUAGAGUGCAGCGAAGAGACGAAUAAUUCACUAAUAUUUUGGUUUAAAAAUGGAAGCAAUGGAAUCCAGCCAAUCACAACAGGAGAGACAGAGCGAGUCCACGCCCAUGGCCCUGUGUUGUACUUCUUGCCUCUGAGUCUAAAUGACACAGGUGUUUACAUAACAAAAUGGUGGUAUAAUGGCUCUAACUGUGAUGAGUUUGAAAAUAAAAUUGAGGUUUAUGAGAAGUUUCACACCGAUCAGCUCUACGGAAACUACUCGGAGCAAACAAGCAUUGUCACUCUUUAUUGUCCAGUAUGUAAAGAGAAUGAAAGGAACUUCACCUGGUAUAAGGAUUUCCGUCUGAUGCCUGAUAAAUCUGAUCACAGACUCCAAAUUUUCCUACCGCCAGAAGAUCGGAUCGGAACAGAACAGAACGGAAUCUACACCUGCGUGUGCGUGUGGGAGCAUCAUGGUCAUAUUUACAACUCCAGUGGGUCCUACCAGCUUCAAAGAAAAGAACUUACAAGGAAUUUUGCUCCAACCUUUCAGUAUCCCUUGAACAACUGUGUGGAGUUUGUGAAUUUGGGGGGACAGCUGGAGCUGAACUGCCUGGUGUUCUUUGGUAUCAACAUAAACGAUGUGCCAAGUGUUUACUGGAUGAGAAACAACAGCAGAUUGAACUCUAACUACAGCAAGAACAAAGAUGGAAUAAAGUCAAGUUUCAAGAUUACUCAGGUUUCAGAGACGGACCUACAAUCUAACUACUGCUGCAUAGCCAUGAGCGCACAAAAGUGGGAGUUUGUGUGCAUCAGCCUCAGCACCAGAGAAUCUCUGACCCCCGUGGUUGUGAUGUUUUCAUGCAUGCUUUUGUUCCUUCUGCUGGCUGCUGCGAUACUGAAGUGGUUUACUGUGGAUCUGGUCCUGUGUUUCAGAAGCUUCGGAAUAAUGCAAAGCAAAAGAAAUGAUGGCAAAGUAUAUGAUGCAUAUGUGAUCUACCAAAAGGAUAACUUGGACGAGAAAACAGAAAGGAAAGUUGCUCAUUUCGUAAACAAAGUUUUGCCGGCGGUACUGGAGAACACCUGCGGCUUUAAACUCUACAUUCAGGGCAGAGACGACCUGCCUGGUGAAGACUGCUCUGAGCUGACCGAGACGAGUAUGCAGCUGAGCCGCAGGUUGAUCGCUGUGCUGCCUUUAGGACUCAGUCGGCAUCACCGAGUCACAACCUCACUCUGUUACGACUGGCAUGUGGGGCUGCAUCAGGUGGUGGUCGAACAAGAGAUGAAAGCGAUCCUGAUUCAACUGGGAGAUAUGGACGACUUUUCCCAUUUGCCGAUGGGGCUACAGCAUCUCCUCCAGAAGACUCCGCCCCUAAGGUGGGAUGAAGGUAGUGGCCAAGCACUUUGCCCCACCUCUCGUUUCUGGAAGCAGGUGCGCUACAUGAUGCCUGUUCCUCCAGACUCCAGGUCUCGUGGUGUUGCUUCACCCAGAUGAGGAUGG
This is a messenger RNA of Clarias gariepinus (North African catfish), 1701 nucleotides long. RefSeq names its product interleukin 1 receptor-like 1 (gene il1rl1). Bases 73 to 1695 code for a protein of 540 amino acids. Gene Ontology annotation, biological process: signal transduction. The transcript has 11 exons. The record is from RefSeq and is a predicted model, not a curated record. Lineage: Eukaryota; Metazoa; Chordata; Actinopteri; Siluriformes; Clariidae.